Lemur catta (Ring-tailed lemur) is the source of this 3508-nucleotide messenger RNA. It is a transcript of the gene NADK, whose product is annotated as NAD kinase. Lineage: Eukaryota; Metazoa; Chordata; Mammalia; Primates; Lemuridae. Gene Ontology annotation, biological process: NADP+ biosynthetic process; NAD+ metabolic process. The transcript is spliced from 13 exons. The record is from RefSeq and is a predicted model, not a curated record. The coding region runs from base 586 to 1920 and encodes 444 amino acids. Gene Ontology annotation, molecular function: NAD+ kinase activity.
AUUCAUUCUUCUUGGCUCUUGACAGGGAUACGUUUCAAAAGUAUUCAUUCGUUCUGUGUGUCUCACUGCCCGCCGAUACGUCAGUCAUUUUAAUGCCUUGUUAGACGAUGCCCUUCAAGUACGCGUGCCCUGGACAGGGUCCUCUCAAGCCCCUGGAAACUUUCUGCCCCCGUCGGAACUUCUGUGCUUGGCCCGUUUGUUCUCGGAAGUGGCUUCUGCUCGGGGACUUUGUGGCCACAUUGUGGUGUGACCACACUGAUUCCAAGCUGCAGGGACUACAGUCAUGAUGGUACAACAGCAGGAGGGAGCUUGAGCACGAGGACCCGGCACCCAGGCCAGACACCGUGCAAUGGCCAGAGAGUGAACUUUCCGCCUCAAGGCCGCCUCCAGCAGCUCCACGUUUUACUCCUUACACCUGUCAGCAGUCACCACCUGGCUUCAGGCGUUCUGGACAAGUGGGUGACCUCACGAUUCCACUUCUAUUGUUUGUGCCGAUGGCUUGUCAUUUGCAGUAUCUCCCAACCCACAAUAACGCAUGGUAACAGGCAUCGGUGUUCUUCUGACCGAAGUCCUCAUUUAUCGACUAUGGAAAUGGAACAGGAGAAGAUGCACGUGAGCAAGGAGCUGUGUGCGGAGUCUGCUGCCUACUGCUGUUCCGCCUGCCAUGGGGACGAGACCUGGAGCUACGGCCACCCCAUCCGGGGCCGGGCCAAGUCCCGCAGCCUGUCCGCCUCACCCGCACCAGGGAGCACCAAGGAGUUCAGGAGGACACGCUCUCUACACGGGCCCUGCCCGGUGACCACCUUUGGACCAAAGGCCUGCGUGCUGCAGAACCCCCAGACCAUCAUGCACAUUCAGGACCCCGCGAGCCAGCGGCUGACGUGGAACAAGUCUCCCAAGAGCGUUCUGGUUGUCAAGAAGGUCCGCGACGCCGGCCUGCUGCAGCCGUUCAAGGAGCUCUGCACGUACCUCAUGGAGGAGAACAACAUGGUCGUGUAUGUGGAAAAAAAGGUGCUAGAAGACCCUGCCAUUGUAAAUGAUGAAAACUUUGGGGCAGUGAAGAAGAAAUUCUGCACUUUCCGAGAAGAUUACGACGACAUUUCCAAUCAGAUAGACUUCAUCAUUUGCCUGGGGGGGGACGGGACCCUGCUGUACGCUUCCUCGCUGUUCCAGGGCAGCGUGCCUCCAGUCAUGGCUUUCCACCUGGGCUCCCUGGGCUUCCUGACACCGUUCAACUUUGAGAACUUUCAGUCCCAAGUCACCCAGGUGAUAGAGGGGAACGCAGCUGUUGUCCUUCGGAGCCGGCUGAAGGUCCGGGUGGUGAAGGAGCCGCGAGGGAGGAAGGUGCCCGUGCCCAACGGGCUCAGUGAGAACAGUGGGCCGGCCCCCGGCCAGGCGGACGGCGGGAAGCAGGCCAUGCAGUACCAGGUGCUGAACGAGGUGGUGAUCGAUAGAGGGCCCUCCUCAUACCUGUCCAACGUGGACGUCUACCUGGAUGGACACCUCAUCACCACAGUGCAAGGCGACGGAGUGAUCGUGUCCACCCCGACGGGCAGCACUGCGUACGCAGCCGCAGCUGGGGCCUCCAUGAUCCACCCCAACGUGCCGGCCAUCAUGAUCACGCCCAUCUGCCCCCACUCGCUGUCUUUCCGGCCCAUCGUGGUCCCCGCAGGGGUGGAGCUGAAGAUCAUGCUGUCACCAGAAGCAAGGAACACUGCGUGGGUGUCUUUUGAUGGUCGGAAGAGACAGGAGAUCCGCCACGGAGACAGCAUCAGCAUCACUACCUCCCGCUACCCGCUGCCCUCCAUCUGCGUGCGAGACCCCGUGAGCGACUGGUUUGAGAGCCUGGCCCAGUGCCUGCACUGGAACGUGAGGAAGAAGCAGGCCCACUUCCCAGAGGAAGAGGAGGGCGAGGGCUAGCCACGCUCCUGUCCAGACCCGGCCCACGAUCCCGCGUCCUCUGGGCUCUUCGUUUUCCUUUCCUGCCCUCCCGCUCGCCCUCUGGGGACAGACCAAUGUGUGUGAGUGUGUGUGCGUGUGAGAGAGGACACGUCAUGUCUGUUCGUCUGUCGUAAACGGUCACGAGCCGCUGCCUGUUUUGGGGAAGAGCCUGGGUCUGCCUUUUGUUGACCAGAUCAGCUGUUUUUUAACAUUUUAAAUCUGACUUCUAUUUUGCAUUUCUAAUGGGACAAAGUGCGAGAUGGGCUGAGGCCUCCUGUCCCACGAACCCCAACUUGGUCCUGGAGCUGGCUGCCUGCCCCCCGGCUCUGUAUUAAUAAUUCCACGCCAGGAAAUUCCACAAAUCAGUCUACUGAGAUUCAGAGGGUCAGAAUGACUUGAUCUGUCCUUUAAUGUUGAAAAUAAAUGUCUCAGCCAAAAAUCUUCCUUUAGCUGCGAUGCUUCUGCCUUCGGGCACCUUUCCCCGAAACUGCCCUGGGGGGUCCCUAGGCCCACCCAACGGGUCUUGCAGUGAUGGGCGCGGCAGGUUGGCUGUGCUGCGGCCCCGGAGAGGGCUGGGCGCGUCCCGCCUCCCCGUGAGGGUCAGCAUCGAGCGUGGGCUGCGGCCUCUGGUCCCCCCAGGGCCGGCUGGGCAGGGGCAGGCGUCUCGGGCCACACACAUUCCUCACAUAGCUUCAGCUCCCAGGAAGGUAUUUUAAUCCUGUAUAUACUUUUCAGAGAUUCUUUUAAACUUUCUGAAGUGCUGAUGUACAUAUUUUCUUGUACACACUUUUGCGAAAAUUGAAAGGGGAAGAGGAUCGUCCUGCUGCUGCUACGUUUGUUCUGCGCGACUGUCCUCGGGGACCAUUGUGUGCCGAGUGCAGCCUGGUGGUCUGGGAGAGACUCGGGCGCCAUGAGAAGGCGCAGACAGACGGCCAAGGCUUCCGGGAACGCGAGCGGGUGUGCACGGGGCUCCGCGUCUGCCACCUGGGAGCCACACCUGGUCAUCGUCCAGCAGGCGUCUGCUUUUGAGGAACUGCCCUCUGGGUUUUGCUCAAUAAGUCGCCCUUUCGUCAUUCAAUGGGUAAGGACGGGCAGGGACGAGAGCUGCCCCGUCCUGGGCCCGCGUCUGUCGUUUGCCUGCUCGGUGCUUCCCGGAGCCGCUGGUGCAGUUUCCUCGACUUGGGUGUUUAUGACGUGAGCUCACGCCGUCUGGCCGUCAACAGGAGCGUCUGGGCCACCCACAGGCCUGGCUGCCGGCCACCAUCUGGAGCCGCGGAGGGGCCCAGUGUGUGUCCUGUGUCCUGACACAGGCUGAGGGAGGGGGCGCCAGUGUCCGCAGCCUCAAGCCAGAAGAUGGGGGCACUCGGGAUUCCAGUCACUCAUCCAAACAGACAAGCAAAUGUUAAAUUAAGUCCUAAAGCAGCAUGAGAUUGGAAUGAUCUAGAAAAUUUUGAAUUUUUGAAGUAAAUCUUAAUGUUUCAUAUUGUUAAUAUCUUAAAAAUUUGUUAAAUGUUGAAGGCCUUAUUUCUAUUUUCAGACCCUUUAUCAAUAAACAGACUUGUACAAA